CACGAGCAUACCCUCCAAUGACCAUCAAGGACCCUCCAGAUGUCAGGAGGCGCUGUUGAGUUGAAGACAUGAACGCGCCCGACGUCGAAGAAGAGCCGCUCUGCAGCCAUUGCUCUUUCUCAUGUGUCAAUCAAUAAACAAUCUUUAAUUCUAAUACCUAAUUUUAAUUUCAUUUAUUCGAGAAUCCAGCAGAAGUGUGUGUGAAGACUUAAAAUCGCCAUCAUGCCGCGGAUUAUGAUUAAAGGAGGCGUGUGGAGAAACACUGAGGAUGAGAUUCUCAAAGCAGCUGUGAUGAAAUAUGGCAAAAAUCAGUGGUCUCGAAUCGCCUCUCUGCUGCACCGCAAAUCAGCCAAACAGUGUAAAGCCAGAUGGUAUGAGUGGCUGGACCCCAGCAUUAAGAAAACAGAAUGGUCUCGUGAGGAAGAGGAGAAGCUUCUUCAUCUGGCCAAGCUGAUGCCCACUCAAUGGAGAACAAUCGCCCCCAUCAUCGGACGAACGGCCGCUCAGUGCCUGGAGCAUUAUGAAUAUCUGCUUGAUAAAGCCGCCCAGAGAGAGAAUGAAGAUGACGUGGGUGAUGACCCUCGCAAGCUAAAACCGGGGGAGAUUGACCCAAACCCUGAGACCAAACCAGCCAGACCUGACCCUGUGGACAUGGAUGAAGAUGAGUUGGAGAUGCUGUCUGAAGCCAGGGCUCGAUUGGCCAACACACAAGGCAAGAAGGCAAAGCGAAAAGCCAGAGAGAAACAACUGGACGAAGCUCGUCGUCUGGCUGCACUUCAAAAGCGCAGGGAGCUGCGAGCUGCGGGCAUCGACAUCCAGAAGAAACGCAAGAAGAAAAGAGGUGUCGACUACAAUGCUGAGAUCCCCUUUCAGAAGAAACCCGCACAGGGCUUCUAUGAUACGUCCAUGGAGCAGUAUGAUCCUCUGGAACCCGACUUCAAACGACUACGCCAGCAGCAUCUGGAUGGAGAACUCCGAAAUGAGAAAGAGGAUCAUGAACGUAAGAAAGAUCGACAGAAGAUCAAGAAGAAGAAGGAGUCAGAUCUACCCUCAGCGAUUCUACAGACCAGCGGAGUGUCUGAGUUCACGAAGAAGAGAAGCAAACUGGUGCUGCCGGCACCACAGAUCUCUGAUGCUGAACUGGAGGAGGUGGUGAAACUGGCAGGUCAGGCCAGUGAAGUCGCCCGUCAGACCGCUGAGGAGUCUGGAAUCACAAACUCCGCCUCCAGCGCUCUUCUGUCGGAGUACAAUGUGACCAAUAACUCCAUGGCCCUCCGCACACCCAAAACACCCGCUGCACAGGACAAGAUCCUCCAGGAAGCUCAGAACCUGAUGGCACUUACGAACGUGGACACCCCUCUGAAAGGAGGACUCAACACCCCCCUCCACGAGAGCGAUUUCUCAGGUGUUACCCCACAGAGACAGGUGGUGCAGACCCCCAACACUGUGCUGUCUACACCCUUCAGAACUCCCAGUCAUGGAGCAGAUGGUAUGACCCCUCACAGUGGAAUGACACCCAAACCCUCAGUGGGUGUGACUCCUGGCAGGACCCCGCUGCGGGACAAACUCAACAUCAACACAGAGGAGGGUGGCGUGGAUUACAGUGACCCAUCAUAUGCUAAACACUUGCAAAGAGAGUCCCGUGAGCACCUCCGACAGGGGCUGAUAUCUUUGCCAUUGCCCAAGAAUGAUUUUGAGAUCGUUCUUCCUGAAAACGCAGAGAAGGAACUGGAAGAAGCAGAGGUUGACGAGAGUUUUGUGGAAGACGCUGCUGAGAUAGAUCUACAAAAACAGGCAAUCAGAGAUGCCGAGAGAGAAAAAGAGCUGCGUCAGAGACACACGGCAGUUCAGAGAGAUUUACCAAGACCUUCAGAGGUAAAUGAGACGAUCCUGCGGCCUCAUAAUGUGGAGCCUCCUCUAACAGACCUACAGCAGGCCGAAGAGAUGAUCAAGAAAGAGAUGAUCACCAUGAUUCAUUACGACUGUCUGCAUCACCCCAUCCCUGACGCUCAGGCCAAGAAGAUUAAAGGAGUAGGAUCCAGCUCCAACAACGCUGAACACGUCGCAUAUCUGGAGAAAACACCCUACAACAAGAUCACAGAGGAGGAGCUUAGAAAGGCUGGAGAGCUGCUGGGACAGGAGAUGGAGGUCGUGAAACAUGGAAUGGGACAUGGAGAUCUUUCUAUGGAGGCUUAUAACCAGGUGUGGGAGGAGUGUUACAGUCAGGUCCUGUUCCUGUCUGGUCAGAGCCGCUACACCCGUGCCAAUCUGGCAAGCAAGAAGGACAGGAUCGAAUCCCUGGAGAAGAAACUGGAGAUCAACCGGGGUCACAUGACCACAGAGGCCAAACGAGCAGCUAAGAUGGAGAAGAAGAUGAAGAUUCUGCUGGGCGGGUAUCAGUCUCGGGCCAUGGGUCUGCUCAAACAGCUUGGUGAACUUUGGGAUCAAGUGGAACAGGCUAAUGUGGAGCUCCACACCUUCCAGGAGCUCAAGAAACAGGAAGAUCACGCCAUUCCACGCAGACAGGAGGCACUGAGAGAGGACGUUCAGAGACAACAGGACAGAGAGAAGGAGCUCCAGCAGAGAUUUGCAGACCUGCUACUGGACAAACAAACACUUUCACCGAAGUUUUAAACGAAACGUUCAUCAAAAACAUAUUUGCAUUUCCUGUAGUCAGUACAAUAGUUGUCUGUGCUUUUCCUUGACAAAACAAAUCUAGUCUUUCAGUACAACUUUACUGUGUGAAUACUUGCAGCUCUGAUGAACUGCUUCAUGUUGAUGAGUUUCAUAAGGACCACAGGGAUGUCUAAUUUCACAUAUCUGUGCUUUAUUGAGGUAAAACCUCAUGUAAAUAUCAUCUGUUUUGCAGUGUUUAGGUUUCUGCAGAGGAUAACAUCUUGUGCCAUUUCAGGUAUUAAUAAUGGCGUCAGGAGAAUAGUUGAUUUGAGUAGAUGUGUGGCAUUGUGUAAAGUCAGAUACAGUGGAACGCUUGUUUAAACUGUUACAUUUGAGUUGUGAUUAAAAACAGGUCUUCCUGGAAACGACACGAUGCUAUCAAAUGUCUCCAAGUAUUGUCUGAAUGCCAUUGUUUUUCAUACAUUUUUAAUAAAUGUUGAGCAAAGUAGAAAGCAGAGUAUUGUUUUACUGGUUCAGUGCAAUAUUCAUAUUUUCAACAAUCUUUACUUCUACAAACCACAUUAUAGCUGGAGCAAAUGUGCUGGCGUUUAUGUUCUCUGUAUUAUUUUUAGAUGUUUGAAGUUGGUUGUGGCAAUUGGGUAUUCAGAGUAAAACAGCACUUCUGAUCACCUACAGGUUGCUGAGAAAUCCCCUUACAUUUCAGCAUUAUAGACAAAAUACACACAGAUGAACCUGGAGGUGUUAGUGAUGAAUGCUAGUAACCUGUUUGCUAGUUCAAUCCCCAAAAGACCUGAAACACUUAAGUGAACUCAAGCACAGCUAUGCACAUUCGAUUACAUGUAGUUGCGUUCUGAAUUGUGUCUGAAUGCAAUUCAUAAUGCAACCCAAAUAUGGGCGCAUUCUGAACAUUCCUUCAAGGGGAUUUAAAGACCUUAGAGUAACGCAAUAUUUAUGUUGAGUGUAAUGGAAUAGACUUACAAUGUCUUCAAAGGCAUGCACUGUAUAAAGCUACUAGAUUGCAUCUAAUUUUCACAACUCUCUUCGGCUGCGUGAGUUGAACGCGGUUCAUAUCAGCAGUUACAGAAAUACUCAAACCGGCCCGUCUGGCACCAACAAUCAUACCAUGGUCCAAAUCACUGAGAUCAAUUAUUUUCCCCAUUCUGAUGGUUGAUGUGAACAUUAACUGAAGCUCCUGACCUGUAUCUGCAUGAUUUUAUGCACUGCUGCCACACGAUUGGCUGAUUAGAUAAUCACAUUGUUGGUGCCAGACGGGGAUUCUUCUGGGAAGAAUCUGAGAAGAAUAUCAUCUUUGAAUGCUGUUCUGAGAUGUGGGUUGGUGCUGUUUUGUUGACACAAGGGGGACCUACACAAUAUUAGGCAGGUGGUUUUAAUGUUGUAGCUGAUUGGUGUAUAAACACUGAGCCUCCCGUCACCAUCAAAACAUUGAUGUUAAUAUUUUGAGCAGCCCGCUCAGCUCCACCCAUCCCUUUCUAGCGCAGCCUAUAAUGUGAGUUUGGUGCAUGCCUAAAUGAACUAGCCAUUCAGCCGGGAGAAUAUGAACAACCAUGGCAGACUUGUACAGAGGAAAAUAAAUGUAGCUUCGUCUUCAGAUGUUAAAGCCAAAACUUAAAGACUUGUUUAAAGACACAGAAUGGAGUAAAACGAUUGAAAAAAUUUACCAGUGCUGAAGAAGUAAUC
Messenger RNA from Xyrauchen texanus (razorback sucker), 4335 nucleotides. RefSeq names its product cell division cycle 5-like protein. Gene Ontology annotation, cellular component: Prp19 complex; spliceosomal complex. Gene Ontology annotation, biological process: regulation of transcription by RNA polymerase II; mRNA splicing, via spliceosome. Lineage: Eukaryota; Metazoa; Chordata; Actinopteri; Cypriniformes; Catostomidae. Gene Ontology annotation, molecular function: RNA polymerase II transcription regulatory region sequence-specific DNA binding; DNA-binding transcription factor activity, RNA polymerase II-specific. The record is from RefSeq and is a predicted model, not a curated record.